Molecule: messenger RNA, 2592 nt
Organism: Hemibagrus wyckioides
Lineage: Eukaryota; Metazoa; Chordata; Actinopteri; Siluriformes; Bagridae
Gene: dclre1b
Product: DNA cross-link repair 1B
Exons: 5
Coding region: 148-1893 (581 amino acids)
Biological process (GO): interstrand cross-link repair; double-strand break repair via nonhomologous end joining; protection from non-homologous end joining at telomere
Molecular function (GO): 5'-3' DNA exonuclease activity; damaged DNA binding
Source: RefSeq, a predicted model, not a curated record
CGAUGUGCCUUUAAGGACUGCAUCAGCCAACGGGAAAUGUUUCUUUUUUUCUUGGCGCCGCAAACAAACGAGUUACGCAGCGAGGAGAUGUUACACAUCUGGAUUAUGGGUUGUUUUCUAUAAAAGGUUUUCCAAGUAGCCCAGGAGAUGAAUGGGAAAAUUAUUCCCUACACGCCUGUGGCUGUGGACUGCUGGCAGCUUCGAAAGUGCAGCCAUGUCCGGCUUUUCUUCCUCUCGCACAUGCACUCAGAUCACACAUCUGGACUGACAUCCACCUGGAGCCACCGGCUCAUAUACUGCUCUCCUCUCACCGCAAAGCUCCUCAAACUCAAGCUACAGGUGAACGAAAAAUGGAUCCGGCCUCUGGAGGUUGGGGAGCCACACAUGUUGCCCCUGGAUGACAUUGGGAAGGAAAAAUUGACUGUUACCCUUAUUGAUGCCAACCACUGUCCCGGGGCUGUUAUGUUUUUUUUUGAGGGCUACUUUGGCACUGUUCUUUACACUGGUGACUUUCGGUACACUCCAUCAAUGCUGCGUGAGCCGUGUCUCAGGAACAACACUACGAUUGAUGUGCUUUAUUUAGACAACACUAACUGUGACCCCACACGUUCAAUUCCUACUCGACAACGAGCCUGUCAGCAGAUGAAGGAGAUUAUACGAGGCCAUCCAAAUUACACCGUGGUCAUCGGCAUGUAUGCUCUGGGGAAAGAGUCUUUGCUCGUGGAGUUGGCGCUGGAGUUUAAGACCUGGGUUGAGGUAGAUGUGGAGCGUCUGGAGACUCUACGGGUGCUUGAGCUGCCUGAUGUGUUCAGCACAGAGCCAGGCUCGGGGCGUCUCCGUGCUGUUGCUCAAUCCGAGGUCACUGCGUCCAACCUGCUGGCCUGGAAUAAGGAGCAUCCUACCAUCGCCAUACUGCCCACCAGCCGCCCAGUGGUCUCCUGCCACCCCAAUGUCCAUGUCGUGCCCUACUCGGACCACUCCUCCUACCAGGAGUUGGAGGACUUUGUUUCAGCUUUGCGGCCUGUCUCACUAGUGCCGAUUGUGGGCAGCUGCAUGCCAAACUUCUCUCAUUUGUGCCAACGCAAGAAGCGUCACGAGGUGAUGAUACCCGAAUCAGUACAGCACUACAUGAGGGCAAAGACUAAUGUUCAGCCUUUUACUUUCAGAAGAAACAUUCAUCAUCAUUCUUUGCACACACUGCCUCAAGGGGUUGUGUUUGAAUCACCUGGGAAGAGUCCCAGCCUCCCUAGUCAUAAUGCUGAUGAAGAUUCAGAUGCUAUGGAGGCAGAAGAUGUAACAGAAGUCGAUUCUGAACUAGAUGAAAACUCUGAUUGCAUUCUCUUAGACAUGAGCACAGACCUAGCAAAUGAUGUUAAUACUCAACACCCUAAGAGUCUGAUUCGGAUCACGUCAGAGGAUGAUGCCACGAUUGACAGUCUCCCACUAGAUGAGAUAGAUUCCCUUAAAGGAUCAACGUCACUUAAUAAUAAUAGCACAAGCAGAACUACACCAUCACCCUGUGAUAGAGUUACUGCUGUGAUCCAGAACAAAACUCCCAGGAAGAAGAGCCCCCAAAUGGGAAACAUUAACUGCAGAGAGAUGUGCUCAUCACUGGACAGCAUUAGUCUUCAUGACAGCAGUUGUGUAAUUACUUUAGCAGCUUUAACGCCAUCAGAAACGCAUCCUGUUUCAUCGGAUGCAUUUGGGACAGUCGAGAGAGAGAAGACUGAGCAGUGGCUACUCAACAACUUCACUAUUCCAGAGGAAGAACUCGCAUGUCAAUACGGAGUCCUUCAAGGUCUACAUGAGUUGUAUCCACUCACGCCAAUCAAUAUGCCAAAAGCAGAGGAUGAUCUGUUUGAGGUUGCAAUACAGAGAUUCAAAUCCAAAUAGGUGUCUAAAACAUUUAAGACAGGGUUAAGAGCUGAUGUGGGUGCAGGAGACACACCUGAUGGAUGGAUAGAUCUAUCUAUCUAUCUAUCUAUCUAUCUAUCUAUCUAUCUAUCUAUCUAUCUAUCUAUCUAUCUAUCUAUCUAUCUAUCUAUCUAUCUAUCUAUCUAUCUAUCUAUCUAUCUAUCUAUCUAUCUAUCUAUCUAUCUAUCUGUGUGGUUGGAAUGAAAACCUGCACCCACUCCAGCCCUUUACUGAUAAGACCGUACACCCCUGAUUUAUUUUUUUUUUUUCUUCCACUUAAUCCAAGCCUUUAUGUUGAUUCUACCACAGUAAAAGCCACUACACACUCUCUGGUUUUCUAAUACCACUUGUUUAAUUUACAGUUAUUUACAUCAAGUGUUAAAACUCUUCUCUGGUGUGUUCAGUGUUAUUCUACUUAUUAUGGUAUAGCAUAAUGUGGCACUUGUAACCUUGUUCUUUCCUACUGCAACAUCAUGAUUGAGUUCUUAUUGUACUUUAAACCAAAUCCAUUAUGUGUUUUGUUAUUGUGCCUAUAUGAGUGUUAACUGAUUGUCUUUUCAACAGUAUAGAAACCAUUAUGGUAUUAAAAUGUUAAGAAAGAAUUUCAUGCUUUUGCCCUAAGUUAGUUACUGUAUAGAAUGUUUUUGUGAAACCUCAGAUACAAUUGUAAUAAAAGUU